Messenger RNA from Strigops habroptila (Kakapo), 2942 nucleotides. RefSeq names its product CGRP receptor component (gene CRCP). Gene Ontology annotation, biological process: transcription initiation at RNA polymerase III promoter. Gene Ontology annotation, cellular component: RNA polymerase III complex. The record is from RefSeq and is a predicted model, not a curated record. The transcript has 9 exons. Gene Ontology annotation, molecular function: nucleotide binding. Bases 269 to 1009 code for a protein of 246 amino acids. Lineage: Eukaryota; Metazoa; Chordata; Aves; Psittaciformes; Psittacidae.
UCAUUCCUGCUUCUUCCAGUGUGCAGCUUUCCAGCUAUGUCUCCAAUCAGCUCCUGAGGACAAGAGGAGGAUUUCUGUCAGUAUCUCUGUACUCUAAGCAGCAGACACCAUGUGAGCAGACCUCAUCCCUGCCUGGAAGGGACCCAGCUCUAGGAUCCUGCAGGAUUCCAGUCUUCUCCAAGGCUUUGGCAUAAGCUAUGCUUCCCUGGAUAUCAACUUCAGCCAGUCUCUGAUCAUAGGAAAACAAAUCAAGAAGAGAAGCACCCAAAUGAGCAUGGCAGAUUGCAGUGCUGGGGCUAUCAUGCAGCUGAGCCUGUGUUUGCCAGAGCACCCCGAGACCACCCCUCCGGAGAAGCAAAGUUCACCCUCACCUCGCCUGCCAUUGCUGACGAUGUUCUGCUCCUCUGCGCAGCGAUCCCGCAACUGGUGCGACCUGUGGAACAGCGCAGUGAGCAGCCAAAACUUCCUGCAGCUCGAUCCGCGCCUCUCCCGCACUGCCUUCGCCGUCUCCGGGUGCCUGCGUCUGCGUAAGGGGGAGUUCCUCAGCGCGGCGGCCGGGGCGGACAAGAUGGAGGUGAAGGAUGCAAACGCUGCAUUGCUCAGUAACUUUGAGGUGUUCCAGUUACUCACUGAUCUUAAGCAGCAGCGCAAAGAGAGCGGGAAGAACAAGCAGAGCUCUGGUCAGCAGAAUCUGAACACGAUCAUGUAUGAAACACUGAAGUACAUUUCAAAAACACCCUGUAGAUACCAGAGUCCUGAGACGGUGAGAAAUUUCCUCAUAGCAAUGAAAGGCCAUAAGCUAACCAAGGCAGAAAAGCUCCAGUUGCUUAACCACAGGCCUGUGACAGCAGUUGAAAUACAGCUGAUGGUAGAAGAAAGCGAGGAAAGGCUCACAGAAGAGCAGAUUGAGUCACUUCUCCAGACAGUCACCAGUAUUCUUCCAGGGGAUCCAGUAGAACAACAGAGAGACUCAGCAAUGGCAACUGAAGACAAAAGUGACCAAGUGUAGGAGGCAUCUAGACCAAAGCUGGCAACAAUUUCAGCAGAAGAGAAUCAGCUAAUAUUUUUCUGGUUUUUACUUGAUACCAGUUUCAUCUUGUACUGGACAUCAUUGUAAAAUAUGUUACCAUUUUUAUGACUCGGAGGUGAUGAGAGAACCAAUUGUUCACCAGAAAGCACGGAAAAGGACACUAUUGUUUUGGCAUUUUGUCAUAAACAGAGAUGGUAAUAACUGACUUUGUAAUGUCUGAGAAAUUAUGGGGCACAGAAUCUGAAGCUUUUGUGUUUUUUCCAUUAUCCGUGUAACAGCUGUACAUUUGAAUAGGCUCAUAUACAGCUGGCAGUGUUUUAAUUAUCACAGCAGUGCUAUAAUUAUAAUUGCUUUCAUAUGUUUUUCAAUUGCCCAACUGGUUUUCAGAAUACGGUCUACAAUACAAAGCCAACUUGUGGAGCUGUUUCUGAAGAGGGCUCCUUUCAGUGACCAGAACAGAGAGUAAUGUACAAAAACUGCUUGGUAUGUGGCCAGACAAUUUCAUGUAGGCUGUUGGCAUCAUGGAAGUGAGAGGAUCUGUUGGAAGGGUAACUGUUCUCAAGGACGUCUGGCAUUUCUUGAUAAAAGAAUGAUCCAGAUCAUCAGCUAAAUCAAUGUAUUGCCACCGUAAUCAGCUGCAUUGGACCAUUUUACAGCAGCUGAGGCUCUGGACUCAGAUGUUAAGGCUCUUAGUAAUACAAACAGAAGAGCAUUUACUUGAGGUGUAUAUUUUCCCUUCGAACGUUUGUUUCAAUAGUUACAUAUAGACAAGUCACAGUCUUGUGAACAUGCUGUUGACCGUGGAAUAAAUGAGUGAGUCAGCACUGAAGUGGAGUCCUAAUCUGGUUUGGAAGAAUGAGAAUCAGUCCUGGGUAAAGCAGAAUUUUCUGUGUACUGAGCUUCUGUCCGAUGAAAGAUUUCAGGAUCAAGUAUUUAAUGUUGAAAGCAUUGAUGAUUAUAAUAAAUCAUUUGGGUAUAUAUACAUAUAUAUACAUAAAGUCAUAACUUACACAUGGCACUGGUUUUAUACGAUGACUGCAGACCAUUCUUUUAUAAUUAUAAUGUGCUGGAAAUAGAAAUAAAGCUUGAAGUAUAUCCUGAGAAUUUUAUAUCUUAUAGGCAAGAUAUAAGAGCUUGGAUCAGAAUAUCUGACUUCUUUCCUCUGCUGCUGUCAUGGUUUUAUUUUGUGGCUUUAGACAAAGAAUUUAUGCUUUCUGAGCUGUAUACGAAAGGGAGUGAUAACUUCCAGUGUCUGGGGGAUUCGUGAUAUGCAUUUCCACUGUAUUUUAAGCUGCUUUGAUGUUUGGAGAGGAAAAGAAAUAAUUGGAAAAUAGAUUUGUUACCUCUUAAAGGUAAUUUAUCUUAAAUGCAUUCCAAGGCUGGAGACUAAAGGUACAUUUUGACUGGUUAAGUGUAGUAGUGUUAGAGGGAAAAGACCUUGGUGGGUUUUGUGAUACAUGAUUAUGCAUUCUUCUCUCUAAAUGUGCAGCAAAACAAAAGAGAUAAGUAGAUCAUAUCACAGAAUGAUGUGCAAUUAAUUCCAAAAUUAGCAUUUUUACCCUUAGCAGUCAUGGAUGCGGUUUGACAUGCUCUGGCCUUGGGCUGCAAGUGUUUACAUUUUUAGCUGUCUUCUUCUGAAAUGAAGUUACUGAAGCACGUUCUAAGCUUACAAAAAGCAGAUGGAACCAGAUUGCAAGUGCCUUUAGCCAGCAAGAAUAUUUUAACAGAUCUCUGAAGCUGGAUGUUCCCUCUUGGGAAUUGCUGAUUUGUUAUCGUGAUGGAAUUUUGCCAGCAUCCAUGUUGUCCUCUGUUGUAUGUGUGUUGUACAAGAUACAAGAACUUGCUGUUGUAUUUAACCUUUUCAUCAAAAUCAGUUCCAGAUGGAUACAUAUAUUAAACUUGUACAAACACA